GUUUCAAUCCCUUCUUGCUAGAGAUCACUCAUCUACCUCAAGCGUUUGCUUCAACUGAGCGUCUUCGCUCUUAGUUGCAUCAAAGUUUCAACAUUCAUGUUCAAUAAUUGACCUCCACUUACUUUCAAAUAGUUCUACAAAUAUUUGCAUCACCACAACGCGCUAGGCUAGUUUUCAACCCGACCUCUCUUCCAUUCCUACCUGUGACAAGCGUUGCAGCAUCUUGGAGGUCCCAAUCCUCUUAAGCAUGACAUCUGCAAGCUACGAAACUUCUACUUUUGCUAAUCCUUCGUCCGUAUAUGACAUACGGCGCUCUCUAGGUGGCAGUUUCUCAUCUGCAUACGACUCACCCUAUUCUACUGCACGUCGAAGAUCUCCAUCUCCUGGUCCAUCUUCGAGGAGAUUCUCCCCGUAUGAUAGUUAUAUCCCCCGUGGGGGACCUAGCUAUCGUAGUGAUGAUCAUCCGAACAAUUACAGGCCAAAUGCAUGGAGACCAGAACGCUACAACAGCCGUAGUCCAUCCCCUGAUCGUUAUGACCGGUCUCGUUCUAUGGAACCGCGCUUCUGGGAUUCUGGUUCCCGCUGGCAGUCGUCUUGGCAAGAUCGAAGAUCCUCUCCGAGUCCACCACCUCUACGGGAAAAACUUCGCAGAGAUAUCAUGGCAGAGCGAAUGUUCGAGCCAUCAGACUCCUGGAAGCAAACACACGUCGAUCGAUCCGGCCGAUACGAAGCGUUGGAGCCCCCAAGUCCAAGGUUUCCAGAUUAUCGUGCUCGUCCUGCACGAGAUUACUCUCCCCAGAAGUCACCAGCGUACCCUCCUAUUCAUGGUGAUACUUAUCGUCCUUAUUCUAGUGGUCAAAGCUUUCGAGAACCACACGUAGUCGUUCGGUCAGAUUCAUACCGGCCACAAUAUGAUGAUAGUACCCGGCGGUCACCGCGUUCAGUUGAUAAAUCGAACACAGAUGCUUACUAUCCUCGUCGACCAUCUAGUCAUUAUGAUCACGAUGACACACGGUCUUCGACCUCCAUUGCUAGCACACCGCCUCGCCAUGCCGUUAGCUCUCCUCCCCCAGACCCACAUAUCAUUGAUCGUGACGCUCAGCAUCCUCGAAAUCUUCCGAACCCCCACUUAAAAGAUUGAAGUCGAGAUCUUCAUCCCGAUCAUCUGCUUCUUCUCGACCUGAUAAAUCUACUAUCUC
Suillus subalutaceus is the source of this 1199-nucleotide messenger RNA. RefSeq lists its product as uncharacterized. Lineage: Eukaryota; Fungi; Basidiomycota; Agaricomycetes; Boletales; Suillaceae. The transcript has 4 exons. The record is from RefSeq and is a predicted model, not a curated record. Bases 248 to 1141 code for a protein of 297 amino acids.